ACAAUGUGGGUGGAGGAGAAAAAGGAAAAUACCACUUAAAUUCUAUUGGUUGUGGGAUUUCUUCGUUUUUUCUUCUUUUUUUUGGUUGCUGUGAUUGGUUGGCAUGAGUGUUCCAGGGAAUCCCUCCAGCCAGUCAUUUAAGCUGUCUGUUAGACUCAUGUGGAGCAGAGAGUCCACAGUCCUCUGAAAAGGAGAGGGCUAUUCAAUACCAUUUCAAAGGGAAAGGUAUCUCAGCCCUUCAACUUGAGCACUAUGGAUUUGACCUCAGGAAUAGAGAAGAUGUGUGUGGGGCAGCAGCCAGUGUUUCCAGUGGCGAGGGGCGCGACGUGUCUGUCAUGUAAAGGGAUCUGCUCUGGAUUCAUCCCACAUUCCUGGAGGAAAGUGUGCACAGUGUGUGGUUGCAGUGUGGAGGACCACGGCUCCAGCUGUGACAUAGACGAUGACCACAAGAUUGGCCGACUCCUGGCCGACUCCAAAUAUGCCCACCUGACCGCCAAGGUGAAGGGCAUCCGGGUGUACAAACGUAACCGUAUGGUCGUCACCAACUCUGUCGUCUCAAAGAAGGACCCCACCUUCAACACCAUCACCUACGACUGGGCCCCGCCAGGACUCACACAGAAACUGGCCAUGCUGUACAUGGCGUUGGUCCCGGAGGAGAAGCGUCCAGUAGCAGGGACGGAGGGAGCGAUGUACCGGCGCAGGCAGUUGAUGAGACAGCUACCUGUCUACGAUCAGGACCCCUCCCUGUGCCACGGGUCUCUGUCAGAGGACCAGCUGCAGGCCAUGUCUGUCUUCAUGAAGCGCUACAAAGAGGAGGCUCUAGGAGUAGGGGAGGUGGCGCUGCCUGGGGAGGGAGGCGCUAACCCUCCGCCCGUCAUCAAAGGACAGAAGAACGGGGCUGUGACCGGGGGACCUAGGAAGGCCCCCAUUAUCCAGUCAGACCCUAACACGACCACCACCAACGGGACAGACGACCACUAUAAGAAGAGUAAAUAUCAUUGCAGUGGUUGCGGAGAGCUCACCCCCCUGGACAGUCCUGUGGUGUAUGCAGAGGGGGCAGGCUACGACAAGCAGUGGCACCCGACCUGCUUUGUGUGUUCAGAGUGUGGGGAGGCCCUGGUUGAUCUGGUAUACUUCUGGAAGGAAGGAGAGCUGCUGUGUGGAAGACACUACUGCCAGAGGACCAGACCCCGUUGUGCAGGCUGUGAUGAGCUGAUCUUCUGUGAGGACUACAAGAAGGGAAUAGACAGUCGGGCGUGGCACCAGGACCAUUACUGCUGCUGGCGGUGUGGACAGAGUCUGGACAGCCCCUGUUCCUGCCCCCAAACACCCUGCACCAGCCCUGUUUAGGUCC
Molecule: messenger RNA, 1354 nt
Organism: Oncorhynchus gorbuscha (pink salmon)
Lineage: Eukaryota; Metazoa; Chordata; Actinopteri; Salmoniformes; Salmonidae
Gene: lmcd1
Product: LIM and cysteine-rich domains 1
Exons: 8
Coding region: 253-1350 (365 amino acids)
Molecular function (GO): zinc ion binding
Source: RefSeq, a predicted model, not a curated record